Molecule: messenger RNA, 6937 nt
Organism: Condylostylus longicornis
Lineage: Eukaryota; Metazoa; Arthropoda; Insecta; Diptera; Dolichopodidae
Gene: Gyf
Product: GIGYF family protein Gyf
Exons: 10
Coding region: 473-6502 (2009 amino acids)
Molecular function (GO): protein binding
Source: RefSeq, a predicted model, not a curated record
AUUUCCCCAUUCAAUAAAAUAUCUUGCGGCCAUAUUGCAAUACGACGACGGCAGAAAAGUGAAUUUUUUCUUUCGACUUUUUUUGUUUAAUAUUUUUGAAAAAAUUGUUAAAAAAUAUUCAAAAAUAAAAAUAUCUUUUUGAAACCAACACGAUUUUUGUAUUUAAGGAAAAUUUAAACAAAGAUUUUUUAAUAAAAAAAAAAUUCAGUUUUUAUUGUGUGUGUUUAAAAAAAUCAUAGAAAAAAUUCUUUUAGUAAAAAAAAAAUAAUUGCAAAAAAAAAAAAAACCAAAACAGAAAUUUUUUGGUAUAAAAAAGUUAUAAAAGGAAAAGACAAAAAAAAUUUUCCUAGUAAAAAAAAAGUAAAAGGAAAAAAAAAAUCAUUUUUUUUUCUAAGCAAAUUUACGCUCUCAAAAAAAAAAUUAUAUAUAUUUCAUAUUUAAAAAAGUUAAAUAAAAAAAUAAUAAUACAGAAAUGACCGAUUCAAUGAAAUUUGGACCUGAAUGGCUUCGUAAUAUGUCUAAUGACAAUCUGAAUAAUUCAUCAUCAGCAAUCAGUAACAACUCCAGUUACAGUCACAAUAACAGUGGAAGCGUUGGAGGCGGUAAUAGCAAUACUGGCAACAGCGGUUGUAGUAACAGUAACAUAAUAACCUCAUCAACUUCAUCCACAUCAUUAGCACCACGUCAGUUAGCCGAAUUUCGUUAUGGUAGAGAAGAAAUGUUAUUACUAUACGAUAAAAAUAUGAAAGCGCCAGAGAUUCUGCCUUCGUACAAAAAAUUAUAUGUUGAAAAAUUACAAUGUCCUUUAGCAUUAACACCAAGUACAGAAGAUGAAGUACCAAUUCCAGUUUCAAUACAACAAAGGCCAUGGUCGCUAAGAAGUCCAGUAGGUUUUAGCGGAUCAUCUUCAAUACGCGGUACAGGUCGAGGAGUUUCAAUAGGACGUGGGGAACGUGGAAAAUCGCGAGGAUCAUUUUUACAUACGAAUAUUGGUAGUUAUCAACGUCCAACUGCUGUGUAUGAUUUAAAUACUGGGGUUGCCGAAAGAAGUUGGCCAGAACGUAAUGGUGCUGCUAAUAAUGAUAUUAAUAGUGCUGAAUGGAACGGUUCCCCAUCAUCAAGUCCACGAAAAGAAUUUGUGCCGGGUGGAGGAAUGAGUGGUGGUAAUUCUCAUCCACCAAUAGGUAUCGGUCUCAGUGGUCGUUCUUCUAGUAAUUAUAUGGAUAAUUGGCGUAGACAAAGAAUGGAUGAAGAAAACUCCACUGCACCUGUAGAAGGAUGGCGUGGUCAUAUGAUGACAAAUUCUUGUAUAAAUAAUUCAAGUGGAAGUAGUAUUGGUACUAGCUACAGGUGGGGUCGUUCCACCAGUUGGAGAGAAGAUGAUAAUAGUACUGGAAGUGCGGCAUGCAUGCAAAGAUCAUUUAGUAAUACCGUUACUACUGCGUUAGAUCAUCGAAAUUGUCUUGGAGGUCAUAACAGUGGAUCUUUUUCAAAUCAUCAUCACCAUUCUUAUCUAGGGCAAAGUAAUUCGAGUAGUGGGAAUAAUUCGCUAAAUAGUAACAAACAUAAUUCCAUACGUAGCAGUAAUUCAACCGGAAAUUCUGUGCAGUGGAAUAAUAAUUCUGAGCAAGAAGAUUUAUUACCAGAAUGGGCAACUGAAAAUCCCACGGAUAGCGGCGGUAGUUUUGAUGCUACGGGAGCAUUUCAUGGAUCAAAUGAUGAGGAUGAGGAAAAUCGAAGUACCGGUGAUAGUAACGCCAGUAAUGGAGCUGAAAAUUGUAAUACUAUUAGCCUUAAUAGACGAGAAAAAAAGACUACUACUGAUAUUCAUAGUAGUGAAGGGAGUGAGUCAAAUAAUAAGAAUGACUCAAAUAUCAACAAUAAUGGUAAUCAAAAACUAUCUAAUUGUACAUCUGAUAGUUCUUCAAACUCAUCGAAAACCUCAAAUGAUAACAAAACAAGAAAAAAAGAAUCUGGCUUAAGUAGUGGUUUGAGUGGUGAAUCAACUGGCAACUCAUUUUCCGUUAGUUCUACAACAGAUAAUAAAAACGAGAUCAAUAAAUUGAAAUUAAAAGAAUCUGACUUAAAUAACAAAAAAUCAGUUGAAAAUAUUGAAAAAAAUGAUUCCACAAGAAAUGUGAUUUCAGACAAUAAUAGUAAGGAAAACAAAAUUACGGAUAAUGAAAACAAUGAUACAAUUAUUUCUAAUAUUGAAAUUUUAAAUAGUUCUAAAAUAAAAAAUACUAAUGUUGAAACUGAUAACAGUGCCUCAGAAUUAGGGAAGUCAGGUAUAUUGUCUAAUGUAAAUGAGUUUUCAAAUAAAAAUUCAACCCGGGGUGAUAAUAAUUUUUCAUCAGAAAUAUCCGAUCGAAUGCAAGAAGUAGAUGAUAUGGUAGCUAAAUUAAUAACUGAUGAUGAUACAACUUCAUCUAAAAAACAGCAACUAAAUAAGAAAACAAAUUCACCAACUAACUCUAACUCAAUCCAACCUCAUCAACCCCAGCAACAACAAUCGCAACAUCAGCAAAAACCGCAAAUGUCGCACCAAUCAUCUAGUUUAUCAAAUAAUACAUUAGGAAAUCAAGUUUUACCGCAACAAAUAAUUCCCUCUCCAUCAGGACAACCACCACCUCAUUCAUUGACUAGUCAAACGACAUCAUCAGUGGCUUCUAGUAAUGAUUGGUAUUAUCGUGACCCUCAAGGUAAAGUUCAGGGUCCAUUUACUGCUACCGAAAUGGCUGAAUGGUAUAGAGCUGGUUAUUUUGAUGAAAAUUUGUUCGUGAGAAGAGCAUGUGAUAUACGUUAUGCAGCGCUUGGUGAGCUUGUUAAAUUAUGUGGCAAUGGUAUGCCAUUUUUAUCAUCACAUUUAAUACCACCAUUAACUGAUAUUGCACCAACGCCGCCACAUCCUCAACAACAAGUUCAUGCCCAGAAGCACCAAUCUUUAAGUAACGCACCCCCACUUUCGCAGCAUGGUAGCAUUUCAUCAACUUUACAACAACAACCUGGUGGACUUAAUAGCGGUUCCGUAGGGAAUAAAAAUGCAUCUAUUAGUUCGGCAGUUUUAGGGGCGGGACCAAAUCCACAAAACACUUUAAAUGUAGGGAAUAGUCAUAAUAAUACACCUGAGCAAAUACUUCUUAUGCAACAGUUGUAUUACUUGCAAAAACAAUUUUAUUUAAAGCAUCGUGCAGCGAUUUUAUCUCAAUUGACGCAAUCUGAACCUUGGAAUAUGCUUUCGCGUGACCAGCAACAAAUUUUAUUAAAUCAACAAAUGUCACAAAUUGCGUACCCUGAAUAUUUAAAUAGUUUGCAGGCUCUUAGUCAAUCUUUAAAUGUAAUGUCGCCUAUAUCAUAUAAUUUACAUCAAAUUCUUGCAGCGGGGAAACAAGAAAUAAAUCAGACAAAAGUUAACCCCAGUUGGUUUAACACUUCAAGUAAUGGGAGUUUACCUACAAUUUCCACUGCUAAUGAUAGCAGUAAAACGAAUGAAUUCGCUACUUCAGGUUUUAAUUUUCAUAAUUUAAUGCAUCAACAGCUGCAACAAAAUGUGUCUAAUUCAGGAACGACUGGAUCUUCAACGUCUCUUUCGAACCAAAUAGGCAAUCAUCAAACUUCUAACAACGGUGGCACAGGUGGAGCAAAUAAUGACCAAAAUGAUCCCAUAAAAUCAUUAUUAAUCCAAUUACAAAUGCAAAAAGCUGUUGCAGCAGCUUCCUCUAAUGUUUCAGUUAUGAACAAUAUGAAUCAAUGGCCUACCGCUGCAGCUGCUGCAGCAGUUAAUUUAGUUCAGCAGCAUCAUUUGCCACAACAACAUCAUCAACAACAAACUCCGCAAACAUGGGCGACGGCAAUUUCCAGUAGUCAAAAUUCAAUAAAUAAUAACAUGGCGACGCCAACGCAGUUAUCAAGUCAAAGUAAACCUCAAAUUAGUAUGUGGGAUUUUGGUGCAUUAUCUUCCAUGCAACAGCAACCUCAGUUGGGGAAACCUGAAAUGAAAACUGAAAAGCAAAUCAUUGAAGAGCAAAUGCAGCAACAACAUCAACAUAUGCAACAGCAACUUCAGCAACAAAAUCAACAUCAUAAACUACAACAGCACCAUCAUCAACAGCAACAAGCUCAUAACCUGCAACAAAAGACUAUGCAAGAUGAAAUAGAUAAGCUGUUUCAACGUCAUCUUACGGCAUCAACGGUUCAACCGUUUAAACAAGAACAAAAUAAUCUUCAAAAUGAGCAAUCAAAACAUCCGAUAAAACAGCAGCAGCAACCUCAAGAAGUUCAAACCCAAUCUCAACAAAGUUCACAGCAACCGCAAAAGACAUCGCAACAACAACCUCAACAGUCAUCGCAACAUCAUCAACAACAGCAACAGCAGCAACAAGAAAAUCAACAGCCGAAACAACAAAAGCCACAACAGCAAAAAACCCAAAAACAACAAUCAAAAGUACAAAAUUCAGAAGAACAACUUGCAAAUCAAAUAAAUAGUAGCCAACAACAAUCCAGUCAACAAAAUUUAACAGGAAAUGCUAUUUAUAACAACAAUCAUAGUAAUGUUACAAGUAAUCGAAAGGAUGUAAGCAGUGAUAAGAGUCAUAAAAAAGAAAAUGAUGAAAAAAUUAUUGCAACUACGCAAAAGCAGCAACAACCCGCGCAGCAACUGCAGGUAAAAGAUAAUGAAGAACCAUUUAGAAAAGCUAAUACUAAAAAUAGUAGUAAAAAGGAUAACAAAAAGCAAGUGCAAGCCCAGAGUAGUGAAGAUGAUCGAAAACGUGAAGUAAAUGAUGAUAAACGGAAACAAAAAGAUGAUAAAAAACAACGCCACCAAUUAGAAGACGAAAGAAAGCGACAACAACAAAUUGAAGAGGAAAAAAGGAGAGAAAUUUUAGAUGAAGAAAAACGUCAAAAAGAUAUUGAUUUAACCCGUAGACGGGCAAUUUUCGAAGGCUACCAACAAACAACGGAAUCAAAACAACAAAAAAGUCAACGUGUAGCUGGAUCUUCGAUCGCUCCGUGGUCAAACACUGGGCUACCAGGUUUGACAACACCAGGACCUAAUUUAGCCGAAAUUCAAAAAGCUGAAAGAGAAAGACGUGCUGAAGAGCAACGGCUAGAACAAAUUUUAGAAUCCCAACGUAAAUUACAACAAAAUGAAUUAAUGGCAUCCAAAGAAAAUGCUCAAGUUAAGUGGAAUGCGACACCAGUUGCUGUUAAAUCUUUGACUGAAAUACAAGCUGAAGAAGCAAAAAGAUUUGCAGCUGAACAAAAUUCGUCAGAACAACAACGAAGAAAAGAUUUAGAAACAUCAUCAUCCCAAAAUAACUCCAUAAAUCCAUUUAGCGGUAUAUGGAAUAUAAGAACAACACCAAAUAGUGCAUGGAACGGUAAUAGUGCAGCUAGUAUUGUUGCUGCCGGUACAAAUAAUAUUAACAACAAUAGUAGUAAUAAUAACAAUAGUAAUAACAACAAUAAUAGUAAUAUAAAUAAUAGUAACACAAUUACGAAAACAUGGGGCUCAACAAACAAUAGUAGUGCAUCAAUUGUUGGAUCUGGUUUUUGGGAAGAAUCCCCAAAAGCAGCAACAAACAGCAAUCAAAUUACCGCUGCUUCUAUAUUAGUAGCUGGAUUACAAACUAACAAUAUGAAUAAUAAAAAUAAUAGCCAACAACUACGUACUGGUUUAAGUAAAAGUCAAACUAUAUCAAGUAUGCAAAGUGUACGUAAGGAUAAUAAUCAACAACAAUCACUAAUAUCAACAUCAUCAUCAGCAGCUAUUCUAAAAAGUCAACCAAAUAUUAAUAAUAAUAAUAAUAAUAAUAAUAAAACACCUAUAAUCAAAUCUGGCAAUAAUUCUGAUUUAAACAAUAGUAAAAACAAAAAAAUGAAGGAUUCUGCUAGUAAUAAUAAUUUAAACAUUAAUAAUAAUAUAAAUAAUAAUAUUAAUAUCAAUAAUAAUAAUAAUAAUAAUAAUAACAAUAAUAAUAACAAUAAUAUUAAUAAUAAUAAUAAUAAUAAUAAUAAUAAUAAUAAUAAUAAUAGUAAUAAUAAUAAUAAUAACAGAAACAAUGGUAAUAAAAAAGAUGAUGCACGUGAUGAAUUUACUAGUUGGUGUGUAAAGUCUUUAAUGGCAUUUAGUUCAGGCCUUGAUGUGCCAACAUUCAUUUCAUUUUUGCAAGAUAUCGAGUCUCCAUUUGAAGUAAAAGAUUAUAUUCGAUUAUAUUUGGGUGAAACUAAAGAAUGUAUCGAUUUUGCUAAACAAUUUUUGGAACGUCGUAGUAAAUAUAAAAAUCAACAAAGGGCACAAAAUGCUCACAUAGAUGAUAUGUGUGUUCCAGCACCGGCUGUUAAUCCUUCAUCAAAUGACUUUCAAGAAGUAAAGGGUAAAGGUAAAAAAAUUAAAAAGAAUAAAAUGACGAAAUUGGAUGCACGAAUCUUAGGAUUUUCUGUAACUGCUGCCCAAGAUCGUAUUAAUGUUGGUGAUCGUGAUUAUGGUGACACAUCUUAAUUUGCUCCGUUAUACGAUUGAUAAAUUUGAUAUAUAUAUAUAUAUGCAUAUAUAUAUUUAUAUAUAUAAAUAUAUAUAUAUAUAUAUAUAUAUAUAUAUAUAUUUAUAUAUAUAAAUAUAUAUAUAUAUAUAUAUAUAUAUAUAUAUAUAUAUAUAUAUAUAUAUAUAUAUAUAUAUAUAUAUUUCAUAUGCCUGUGUAUAUAGAUAUAUAUAAAUAUACUUUUUUUCAUUAACAAUAAAAGAAAAAUGGCAACAAAUAUUGGCUUUUACAAAUAAAAGGUGGAACAAAAAACCAACUAGAAUAAGAAAAAAACAAAACAGAAAUUGUAAAAAUAAUAUUAGAUUUUGUGGAAUAAAAAAAUGAUUAAGUUAAAUAAUAUUCAUACAUAUAUAAUGUAUGUAUAUAUAAUAUAUAUAUAUAUAUAUAUAUAUAUA